Messenger RNA from Mangifera indica (mango), 1607 nucleotides. RefSeq names its product glycerophosphodiester phosphodiesterase GDPD6. Lineage: Eukaryota; Viridiplantae; Streptophyta; Magnoliopsida; Sapindales; Anacardiaceae. Gene Ontology annotation, cellular component: vacuole. The record is from RefSeq and is a predicted model, not a curated record. Gene Ontology annotation, molecular function: glycerophosphodiester phosphodiesterase activity. The transcript has 8 exons. Gene Ontology annotation, biological process: lipid metabolic process.
UCCACAAAGAUUAUAUCUUUUUCAUCAUUUAUCUCCAUUAUUUGCUCCGGUGGCGGCUGGGUUGUCGUCAAAUUUUAUCUUUCCUAUGAGAGGUUCGGUUUUUUAAAAUUCAAAAUAGUAUCGUUUUUAUCAUAUUCAGCCUCUAAGCUAGCACGAUAAGCAACGCUGCAACUGUUUCGAUAUCUGUCACGUUACUGCUUUCUAUAUAAUUAUCAAUAUGGGCAUAGCCCAUAGCCUUGGAGGAACAAACCAGCGUGGAGAAAACACUCCUGAAAGAUUGAGAACCAAGGCAAAAGCAAUGGGUUUAGGCUUUCCCCCUCUGCUCUUUCUAUUACUCAUUGUUGGGUGCAAUGCAAGACCUCUGUAUCCACUCCCUAGUAAAAUCAUUAAUGGAGAGAGACAGCCUCUACAAACCUCACGACCAUAUAACCUUGCACACCGAGGUUCAAAUGGAGAGUUUCCUGAAGAAACUGCUGCUGCAUACUUGAGAGCUAUUGAAGAGGGUGCAGACUUCAUAGAAACAGACAUUCUUUCUUCAAAAGACGGUGUUCUUAUAUGCAUGCACGAUGUUACUCUUGAUGACACCACCGACAUUGCAAACCACGAGGAGUUUGCAAAUCGUAAAACAACCUAUGAGGUUCAAGGGGCCAACACAACUGGCUUUUUCAUUGUCGAUUUCACACUACAAGAACUGAAGACAUUGGGGGUGAAUCAAAGGUACAAAUUCCGGGAUCAACAAUACAAUGGAAAAUUCCCAAUUAUUACAUUUGAAGAGUACAUUUCAAUUGCACUAGAUGCACCAAGAGUUGUUGGAAUAUACCCAGAGAUAAAAAAUCCAGUAUUCAUCAAUCAGCAUGUGAAAUGGCCUGGUGGUAAGAAAUUUGAGGACAAGUUUGUGGAGACCCUUAGGAAGUACGGAUACCAUGGUUAAUAUAUGUCAAAAGAUUGGUUGAAGCAACCUGCAUUUAUCCAAUCCUUUGCUCCUACUUCACUUGUGUAUGUAUCAAAUCUGACAGACUUGCCCAAGAUCUUCUUGAUUGAUGAUAUCACCGUUCUAACUGAAGACACUAAACAGACAUACUGGGACAUCACUUCCGAUGCUUAUCUUGACUAUAUGAAGGAAUAUGUUGUGGGCAUCGGACCUUGGAAGGAUACUGUUGUUCCAGUGGUAAACAAGUAUAUGCAGACUCCAACCAGUCUUGUUGCCAGAGCACAUGCCCGUAACUUACAGGUGCACCCGUACACUUUCCGGAAUGAAGACUCAUUCUUACACUUGGAUUUUCAUCAAGAUCCGUAUCGAGAGUAUGACUACUGGUUAAACAAGAUUGGGGUUGAUGGACUCUUCACAGAUUUCACGGGCAGCCUUCGUCUUUACCAGCAAUGGACGUCUCCACUAUCUAAAGAUAAAGGAGAUGAUGAAGCCAAAGCAUUAAAAUUGCUACAUAAAAUUAAGUCUUUGCUCUUCUCUUAAGUUGUGACAUUUUUUUAGAAAUAAAAAAAUGUAUUUAAACCCUAGCAUCACCUCCAUUGUAACCUCAAUUGCAGCAAAAAUUAUUAUUAAUAAAUUUUGGGUUGGAGAUUUUGUCAAUAAAGAAAUUAUGAUGAAA